CGCGGCCGUUAGCGGUCCUGCACCGGCAACGGUUGGUGUUCCGGUAGUCCCCGCGGCCGCAGUCUCCCUAGGUCGCAAUGCGCGUGACCCGGCCCCCGUUUGCGCGCUCGCCCCCUUCGCUGGCGCAGUCACCGCGCGGGGCGGCCGCCCGUGAGGUAGCUCCCACGGCUUGUGACAACGAAUAAAGCUCCGGACAGCAGAGCCCUCGGCGACAGCUGGGCGGGCGGCUCCGGCCGGGAGCGGCGGCCUGUGCGCUAUCGGGAGGAGAGAGCGGCGGAGGCGACCUCCGGCCCGGGCUCGCACCAGCCGCCCGGCAGGCGCGACAUGAACCUGGUCUGGCAUUCGCGGGAUGCUCCUUGAGCCCCUUCUCUGGCUAUUACCUCCGGGGGACGGUUGUGGCCACACCGACACGUAUUUUCCAAAUCAUUGUUUAUUCUUGCGGCGGCGGGGCCGAACACGCUAUUUUUAAUUUUCUCAACAAGCCUUUACCCAGCAUUCAUCCAGUGAAACAGCUUGAUAACCGUUUCAAGGGAGCAUCCGCUCGGUUAAGAAGUCUCGGACUGAGCAGCUCGUGGAAGCCGGCAUUUGCAAAGUCCCUCCUCAAAUGCUCUGAAGAUUGUUGAGUCUUCCCGUAACUAUCAGUGUGCCCAGAAUCCCAUUCAAGGAACGUCUUGGUCCAGCGAUGCAAAGCACUGACGUUUCAAGCUGGAAGAGCCGGUAUUGUCCUCAUAAUAGUAUAGAAGAAUUCAAGUUAGGAGAGAGAGGCAGCAGCGAAUGAAGACUAUUAAAGAAAAGAAGAAGGAACGUCAAAGACUGAGAAAAUCUGCCAAGACAAGGAGGGUAACCCAAAGGAAGCCGUCUUCAGGGCCUGUUUGCCGGCUAUGCCUUCGAGAACCUGGGGAUCCCGAAAAACUGGGGGAAUUUCUUCAGAAAGACAAUCUCAGUGUGCAUUAUUUUUGUCUUAUCCUAUCUAGCAAGCUGCCUCAGAGAGGCCAGUCCAACAGAGGUUUCCAUGGAUUCUUGCCGGAAGACAUCAAAAAGGAGGCAGCCCGGGCUUCUAGGAAGAUCUGCUUUGUGUGCAAGAAAAAGGGAGCUGCCAUCAACUGCCAGAAGGAUCAAUGCGUCAGAAACUUCCAUCUUCCUUGUGGCCAAGAAAGGGGUUGCCUUUCACAAUUUUUUGGAGAGUACAAAUCAUUUUGUGGAAAACAUCGCCCAACACAGGACAUCCAGCAGGGGAAGGCAGGGGAGGAAAGCUGUGUCUUAUGUUGUGAAGACUUAUCCCAAGCAAGUGUUGAAAACAUCCAGAGUCCAUGUUGUAGUCAAACUGUCUACCACCGCAAGUGCAUACAGAAAUAUGCUCACACAUCAGCAAAGCAUUUCUUCAAAUGUCCACAGUGUAACAAUCGAGAAGAGUUUCCUCAAGAAAUGCUAAGAAUGGGAAUUCAUAUUCCAGACAGAGAUGCUGCCUGGGAACUCGAGCCAGGGGCUUUCUCGGAGUUGUAUCAGCGCUACCAACAUUGUGAUGCCCCCAUCUGUCUGUAUGAACAAGGCAGAGACAGCUUUGAGGACGAAGGGAGAUGGCGCCUCAUUCUGUGUGCUACAUGCGGAUCCCACGGAACUCAUAGGGACUGCUCUUCUCUUAGAGCCAACAGUAAGAAAUGGGAGUGUGAAGAGUGUGCACCUUCUGCUGAAGCCACAGGAUCCCAUCCAGGAUACCACAUUGCAUUGAGUCGUCAUGUCUCCCUAGGUUCCUCUUGGCUGUAACAGUUUGUCAGAUUUUCCUUGUUUUUGAUGACCUUGGCAGUUUUGAGGAGUACUGGUCAGGUAUUUUGAGAGCCCUCAGUUUGAAUUUGCCUGAUGUUUUUCUCAUGAUUAGACCAGGAUUAUGGGCCUGGGAGAGGGAGAGCACACAGGUAAAGUGCUGUUGUCGUCACAUCAUAUCCAAAUUACAUUCUGUCAACAAGUCUUCUGCUGAUGGUGACCUUGAUCACCUGGUCAAGGAGUGUUUGUCAGGUUUCUCCAGUGUAAAGUUACUUCUUUUCCCCCCUUUCCAGACUGUGCCUUUUGGAAGAAAGUUACUCUGUGUAGCUCACAAUUAAUGAGCAGGGAUUUAUGCCCCCUCCCUCCUUGAGGACAGAAUAUCUAAUUAUUUGGAAUUCUUCUGCAUGGGAGAUUUACCUAUUCUCUCCCAUUUAUUUAUUCAGUCAUUUGUUUAUAUCAGUCUAGACUUAGGGAUAUGUAUAGUAUACUCUGAGUUAUAAUCCAGUACUACUUGAUUUAUUUUGUUGCUCAAAUUAUUCUAGCUUUGGCCACUGGGAGUUCCUGUGUCCUUUUCACAUACCACUAUUAUUGAGUGGGGUUUUUUUUUUCUGUUGUUUUUCUGAGCACUUCUUUACUUUUUGGAGCUACAAGAUGCCCCAGGCUCAUCUUGUAUGUUUUAAAUAUGUGUUUUCACAAAUGGUGUGUCUAUUAGAAAUAAUUAGUGUUUUAUAACUUAGGUCCUAAAACGAAUAGUGCACUUGAGGAGGGUAGAAAUAGAUGUUACAUAAAAAUUCCCAAAGCACCUUCUCUACUUUCUCUAAUUCUUACCUUUGUAGUAAGCAUAAACUAAGGCCAGAAUCCCAGAACUUCCUCCUAUUUCCCUUUAUCUUCAACCACCCUCUUUCUUAUCAAUUUGAGUGUUUUACAGACAUUUGCAUUCCUCACUAUCCCAAUUGCCAGGGCUCAGCUCUAGACCCCUGUGCCUCAGAGGACUGCAGGAAAAGCCUUCUGUCUUCAUGGGUUCCUAUGUCCACUUGCUUUGCUGACACAUCCACUCUUUUCCCUUAUGAUAAUUGCCAUAAAGCAUCUGCUAGCUCUUUACUUAGAAUGGCUCUGCUGAGAUUGGCAUCCAAGCAAGGCCUUCCACAAAUACGGCCCUACUCUUCUGCAUCUUCCUGGAUACCCCACCCACAGGCACUCUGCCCUGGCUACCCUGGAACCCUGGCCCUGAGCAUGAAGUCUGCACUCCGGAGAGCCAUACAUAACCUUUAUCCUCAGCCUGUUGAAUCCAGCCUAAGGGCCAUUUCUUCACCCUUAGGCACUGCCACUGGUCUCUGUUUAUACUCCUAUUAGGGCUAGCAUCAUUCUCCACCUGAUCCUACAGUUGUGGAUCUAUCUCUCCCACUAGAUUGGAAGCCCCCUGAAGGCAGGGACCUGUCUGUCUUAUUAACGUUUCUCCACUCAUGUUGUCUGACUCUGGACCCCACAUUCAGAGACAGUGUGAUGUCUACUGCAUUGAUGGAAGUGCUUAUACCUUGUAUGCAUAAGCCUGUUGUUUUACUGUCAAACACCAGAGGGCACUGUCACAUAUUGAGGAAGAAGGUUAUAACCCUUUAGAGCUGGAAGUUUGAAAAGUUUGCUUCUAUUCUGGGAUUGUAUAGGACUUAAUUCUCUUCACUUGUUCUAAAUACAUCCAUUUGCGUUUAUUCAUGAGAUAUGCUCCUACUGGAUUUUGAAAUUAGUAUAAAAGUUAUUAAUGACACUUUCAUCCCAGGUCAAAGACUCAGACAGGUCUGCCUUCAUGAUCUAUCCAGACCCAAAGUGAUUGUCCUAAUUGCAGCUGCCCUCCUCCUACCUCCAAAAAAUGACUGCCAGUCGCAAAGGACAUGGGUGAAACAGUUCUGUUCUUUUGCCCCACCCUCCUUAUAUACCACACACACACACACACACACACACACACACACGCACAGGCCUCCCUCUAGUUAGUGACAUCAAUGGCUCUAACCUAAGGACCAGGCAGGAGGUUGCUAUGAGAAAUAGCAAAUCCAUUGGCCCUGCCCCCAGGGACCCUGUGUUAGCUCCUGUGUGCUCCCAGGCUGGAGGUGAGUUGCAGCAUCUUUGGGGUCCCCGGGCAUGAGAAGUCUCCCUACUAACUAAGCCAGGACACCCCAUUCCAGAGGCGUCUGAGAUUUGGCAGGAUCUCAUGCCUUGUACAUUUUUUUUUCCAGAAAGCAAUGUGGCAAUUGGAGGCCAUAAACCAAAAAGGUGAUAUUUUUCAGAAAACAAAAACCCAAAACCUCGUUCUAGCUUCUCUGUGGCAAACCACCUCUAGUAUGUGCAACAGCAUGAGACCCAUAUGGAAGGAGAGAGGCCCAGGGCUCCUCCCUCUUGUCUUUGGUAUAAACUUGUUCCUUGACCCUGCCCUGCGAGCACCUCUGAUAAACAGGAAGGCAUCUGCGCCAUCAGUGUCCAUCCCCCUCAGAGCAUCUGAGACCUGUCUGGGCCAUCAAAGCCAUCCCCAGCCCCCAGGAGCAUUGUGGAGGGGACUCCAGCCUCACCAAAAACAAUUCUCCAUUGUGUUCCCCCCUUGGAAAUCAGGGAUUUGUAAACAGGCCCUACAUUUAGACUGGUCCUGCCCUGUCUUUGUGCUGGUGUGUUGUUUUUUCUUCCCUAAACAAUGUCCUUUCCAGCAGGCCUAGCAGUUCACACCAUUGUCUGAGACCCUUGGACUACAGGAAACAGCACCAGAUUCUUAUCGGCUGGGGGUGGGGGGCAGCAUGAACAGAUGAGGUCAUGUCCAUAAACCAAGCUGCUGGUCUGCCA
Molecule: messenger RNA, 4584 nt
Organism: Acinonyx jubatus (cheetah)
Lineage: Eukaryota; Metazoa; Chordata; Mammalia; Carnivora; Felidae
Gene: PHF7
Product: PHD finger protein 7
Exons: 11
Coding region: 775-1764 (329 amino acids)
Cellular component (GO): nucleus
Source: RefSeq, a predicted model, not a curated record